AUGUGCUCCGAUUUCUUGGCAGACAUCAACAACAACCAUGCAAGGGAAUCUCUUGGCCAGCUCCUCCUGAUUACACGAUGCGAUUUGGAUGUACCGACCCUCGAGGUCCCUGGCAGCUACGACAGUCGCGGCAGACUACUCACAAUUGGAGAGAAGGUCCAGAUCUGUUCAAGAUUGUACCUAGAUGCGUUCGCCGCAUCAGAACAAAGUCUAGAUAAGCUUUCUAAGACUGCUGGGGAGCUGGCGCAUACUCGCGGUUCGCUUCACCGUGUAACAGAACUGUUUCGCAAAUACAAUCCCGCCGUUUCAGUAUCUGCUUUCCAUGAGGAAUGGAAACGGGUAGCCGACUGCUUCAAUAACGCCAAGCAGCAGGCGAGUGCAUCUAUCGAAUGUUGGACUCAUCUGCUCUACUUUAUCCAACAAUUUAAAGGGCUUAUUGAUGAAAUGAUUACGGAUAAUAAAAAAUCGAGUAUCCGCUUAAUUGCAACGUUAGAAGAUGCCAAAGCAGAGAUUGAGUCACGUCGUCACAAUAUUGAUCGAGAGUCCCAGGCUCAAAAGGAUACCCAGAGAUUCGACUUCACAUAUGCCGUCCCACUCUUGAUCACUGUAUUCUUAGUACUAUUUCUCCCUGGUCUUUUUCUCAAUACUAUGAUUUUGUCUGCCAUGUUCCUUUGCGCCCUCCUUAUCCUCCGAGAGGGAGUUCAGUCGAGUUAUGGGGCGACGUUAACCGACGACAAUGGAGAUCAAAGUCGUGAUCUCGAAGUCGAAAUAGAACGUCUAACUUGCAAGCAGAAGCGUAACGCCGCCAUUGGUGAAACGCUCCAAGAAAUAGGCACCUCACUGGCAUCUGCGAUAGGCGGAGUGCGAGAGAUUCACGACUCCUACAGGGCGGUAUCUGAGAGGCUCAACAGCAUGAGCCUGGAGAAGAUCGGCCGUUUUGAAAGGACCAUGCGUAAUGUCUCCGACAUGAUCAGUGGGGAUGAGUCCUAUCUUCACAACCGCCCGACCCAUCACCAGCCACGAGAAUCGAAGCAUGUGACGGAACUGCGUGAACUUGCCGUCGAGUUGCGCCUGACGUUUUACAUCAUGUUUGAAUGGAGCUCUAUUGAAAAUACUACUAUACCUCCGGCAUACUCUGCGAACUCGGAUGUCUAUUUCGCUCAGCCAUCUUCCCAAGGAUUUAAGGAUACAUUGACUCUGAAUGAAGUAGCAGGGAUCGCUGAGAUUGAACUUGACAAACUAUAUCGUAAGGCCCCAGGAAAGCGCGAUAAGCUCGGUACAGGCGAGGGUGACAGAGGUAUAUACUACGACUAUGCCAACAGUAGUUAG
Molecule: messenger RNA, 1329 nt
Organism: Fusarium tjaetaba
Lineage: Eukaryota; Fungi; Ascomycota; Sordariomycetes; Hypocreales; Nectriaceae
Exons: 9
Coding region: 1-1329 (442 amino acids)
Source: RefSeq, a predicted model, not a curated record